This is a messenger RNA of Episyrphus balteatus (marmalade hoverfly), 540 nucleotides long. RefSeq names its product 40S ribosomal protein S25 (gene RpS25). NCBI's taxonomy places the organism in Eukaryota, Metazoa, Arthropoda, Insecta, Diptera, Syrphidae. The transcript has 3 exons. Gene Ontology annotation, cellular component: cytosolic small ribosomal subunit. The coding region runs from base 111 to 464 and encodes 117 amino acids. Gene Ontology annotation, molecular function: structural constituent of ribosome. The record is from RefSeq and is a predicted model, not a curated record.
UUUUCGUCUUUUUUGGUACCUUCCCUAUCUAAUACGUCUAAUUUUUUUCUCUAGGUUUUGGUACUACCGAUAACUUCCGUCCUCCAUCUUUUUGCAUUGAAGUUUUCGAGAUGCCGCCAAAAAAGGAUUCAAAAUCCUCGGCUAAGCAGCCACAAAAGACCCAAAAGAAGAAGGAAGGAGGCGGCGGUGGCAAGGCCAAGAAGAAGAAGUGGUCCAAGGGUAAAGUGAGGGAUAAGUUGAACAACCAGAUCCUUUUCGAUGAAGCCACUUACGAGAAAUUGUACAAGGAAGUGCCACAAUACAAAUUGAUCACCCCCUCAGUCGUUUCUGAACGUUUGAAGAUUCGUGGUUCAUUGGCCAAGAGGGCUUUGGUUGAACUUAGAGACAAGGGUUUGAUCCGUCAAGUUGUACAACAUCAUUCUCAAGUUAUCUACACAAGGGCCACAAAGGGUGAUGAUGCGUAAGCCCGGAAAAUCUAUACAAAGUUUAAUUUGUAUGUUUUAGGGAUAAUAAACUCGUCAAAACUUAUUUUUUAACUGA